Molecule: messenger RNA, 858 nt
Organism: Anopheles maculipalpis
Lineage: Eukaryota; Metazoa; Arthropoda; Insecta; Diptera; Culicidae
Product: serine protease snake-like
Exons: 2
Coding region: 1-858 (285 amino acids)
Biological process (GO): proteolysis
Molecular function (GO): serine-type endopeptidase activity
Source: RefSeq, a predicted model, not a curated record
AUGAGGUGCAGACAAUGGUGUAUGUUCGUGCUCAUAUCGCUGGUGCAGUUCAGUGUGUACCUUCAUCUAAUACCAGUGGUGGGUGCAAUAGUGGGUGGCGAAAGUGCGAUCGACGGUGAAUACCCUCAUAUGGCCGCACUUGGGCGGUCCUGUCUCUAUCCUGACGGUGGCGGAUGUGUCGGUGGAUACGAAUGGUUCUGCGGUGGUUCGUUGAUAUCGGAGCGCUUCGUCCUGACGGCGGCCCAUUGCGCUCACGUCGGCAUGUCGAAUCCCCCGUCGGUGAUUCAACUCGGAGCUAACGAUCUGCUCAACCCGGCCCUGAUCGUUGCUGUGCGGGCGAUUGUACUGCAUCCGGGAUAUGGUGGCAUACUGUCGUACAACGAUAUCGGUUUGAUAGAGCUGGCAUCGCCUGUAACCACCAUACAGCCAGCCUACCUGUGGCCGAGUGAGACGCUUCCGGAGAAUGUACCGCUGGUCGCUACUGGGUGGGGAAAACUUGGCCACUUUGAAGAAACAUCGAUGACUUUGCAACGUGUGCAGAUACCGGUCGUGCCAAACAAGCAGUGCAACCAGCUGCUGUACCGCAACCGACGCCUCCGUCAAGGUGUGCUACCGACCCAACUGUGCGCCGGAGAUCCACACGGUGGCAAGGAUACGUGCGAGGGCGACUCGGGUGGACCGCUGCAGAUGAAGCUUCCGCUCGCUGGUGCGAGUGGAAAAGCUUACCGCUACUAUAUCGUCGGAAUCACGUCGAACGGUGGCAUCUGCGGUACGGUUAAUCGGCCAGGACUGUACACGCGCGUUUCGUCCUACAUCGGUUGGAUCGAACAGGUGUUGCAGAUCACGCCGGACCACUAG